AUGCAAGGUGAUCUCGCCUGCCGAAAUAUUCUUGUGUUCCGUUUCGAUGAACAAGAACCAAAAAACAGUCUUGUGGAAGUCACGGACUUCGGCCUCAGUCGGGCAAGCUCGAUCUACUCAAGUAUAUUAAUUCGGGAAGCCUAUUCGAAAGGAACAAUGCCUUGGGCAGACGUACAUGAUGAGAAGGACGUUAUACAGAAAGUAAUUAACGAGGAAAGAUCAUUACAGCCGAAAAUAUGUAAUGAAGAAAUGUUAUCGCUUAUUCUAUCCACUAUGAAACAUCAGCCAAGCGAUCGACCGUCUUUUGCCAGUUUAAACGUCUGCUAG
Didymodactylos carnosus is the source of this 327-nucleotide messenger RNA. The record is from the annotation of a GenBank genome assembly. Lineage: Eukaryota; Metazoa; Rotifera; Eurotatoria; Philodinida; Philodinidae.